Molecule: messenger RNA, 2134 nt
Organism: Lepisosteus oculatus (spotted gar)
Lineage: Eukaryota; Metazoa; Chordata; Actinopteri; Semionotiformes; Lepisosteidae
Gene: ptgs1
Product: prostaglandin-endoperoxide synthase 1
Biological process (GO): response to oxidative stress; cyclooxygenase pathway
Cellular component (GO): cytoplasm; neuron projection
Molecular function (GO): oxidoreductase activity, acting on single donors with incorporation of molecular oxygen, incorporation of two atoms of oxygen; peroxidase activity; prostaglandin-endoperoxide synthase activity
Source: RefSeq, a predicted model, not a curated record
GCCGGGGUCGAAAGUAUUUGGAGCUUCGUCUCCCAACGUCAACGCACGAUACCGUCUGGAUCACUCGUAAUUCAUUUUGUGCUUUUUAAUCUCCCAUUCGGUUCCGCCCCGGAAGUCACCUGAAAUAUAGAUUGAUGGUGCCUAGUUGUACCGUGUGCGCUUUUUAAAGUUUCUGCGGCAGUGGACAGCAUGUCGUUUUUGAUUCUCUCUAGAAUGAAUGCGUCCAGCCUGCUGUCGGUAUGUGUUCUAGUACUGCUGUGUGUAAGAUUGUCCCUGGAAACCGAGAAGAGCACCACGAAAGCAAUAAAUCCCUGCUGCUCCUAUCCAUGCCAAAACAAAGGGGUGUGCGUAAGAUUCGGCUUGGACAAAUAUGAAUGUGAUUGCACUCGGACUGGCUACUACGGUGUAAACUGCACAAUUCCGGAGUUUUGGACAAGAAUACAUGAAUUCCUGCGCCCCGGCCCGGAUGUGGUUCACUACAUCUUGACCCAUUUUAAGUGGGUCUGGAACAUCAUCAACAAAACCUUCAUCAGGGACACACUCAUGCGCAAAGUUCUCACAGUGAGAGCCAACCUGAUCCCCAGCCCUCCGACGUACAACUCGAAAUAUGACUACAUCAGCUGGGAGGCGUAUUCGAAUGUGACGUACUACACACGGUUGCUGCCUCCUGUGCCUGUGGAUUGCCCAACGCCAAUGGGGACCAAAGGAAAGGCUGAACUCCCAGAUCCCGAGAUCAUAGUGGAUCGGUUCCUGUUGAGAAAAAAGUUCAUUCCUGACCCGCAAAAAACCAGCCUGAUGUUUGCGUUUUUCGCUCAGCACUUCACUCACCAGUUUUUUAAGACCCACAACCGACUGGGACGGGGCUUCACCAAAGCCCUGGGGCAUGGGGUGGACGGGGGCCACAUUUAUGGGGAUAACUUGGCACGUCAACAAGGGCUCAGGCUUCAUAAAGAUGGAAAGUUGAAAUAUCAGGUAAUCAAGGGAGAGAUGUACCCACCGAGCACGACGGAGGCCCAGGUCAACAUGAGCUACCCAUCCAUUGUUCCCGCGGACAAGCAGAUAGCUAUUGGGCAGGAGGUCUUCGGCUUGCUCCCAGGGCUGCUGAUGUACGCCACCAUCUGGCUGAGGGAGCACAACCGGGUGUGUGACAUUCUGAAGAAGGAGCACCCCACCUGGAGCGACGAGCAGCUAUUCCAGACGGCUCGUCUCAUCAUCAUUGGGGAGACCAUUAAGAUCGUGAUUGAAGAGUAUGUCCAGCACCUGAGUGGCUACCACUUGAAGCUGAAGUUUGACCCCGAGCUCCUGUUUGGUGAUCAGUUCCAGUACAGAAACAGAAUUGCUGUGGAGUUCAACCACUUGUAUCACUGGCACCCUCUGAUGCCAGACAGUUUUCAAAUCAAAGGAGAGGAGAUUACCUACAAAGACUUUCUCUUCAACACCUCCAUUCUCUUCACCUAUGGAGUGGAAACACUUGUGGAAUCUUUUUCUAAACAAAUAGCUGGCCAGAUAGGAGGAGGACGGAACAUUCACCCUUCUGUAAGGCAUGUAGCUGUAGGGGUCAUUGAAGAGUCCCGGCUUCUGAGGCUGCAGCCUUUUAACGAGUACAGGAAGAGGUUUCACUUGAAGCCCUACGAAUCCUUCUCCGAGUUCACAGGUGAUGCACAGGUUGCGAAAGAACUGGAGGAGUUAUAUGGAGACAUUGACGCACUGGAAUUCUAUCCCGGGCUGAUGCUAGAAAAAACUCGGCCCGAUGCGAUUUUUGGGGAAAGUAUGGUGGAAAUGGGAGCUCCCUUUUCUCUUAAAGGCCUUCUGGGAAAUCCAAUUUGUUCCCCUGAGUACUGGAAGCCAAGUACAUUUGGAGGGCAAACAGGUUUCGACAUUGUGAACUCGGCUACUCUUGAGAAACUGGUCUGCUUAAACGCCAAAACGUGUCCAUACGUUGCUUUUCAUGUUCCUGAAACGGAUUUGGAUGACUCUGGAAAAACGAAGAAACCAUCCACGGAGCUUUAACUUCACAUUAGCUUUAUGUAACGUCUCUGAAGGCUGCCUUUUGAAUGAAAAAUGAUUGUAAAGACCUGAUUUAAUGUUCUGUCCGCAGUAUCCCAUUAAACACUGGAUUUGCCUUUUUGCUAUA